UUUUGAUUUAACCGGAAGUGGAAAUAUAUUUGAUAACAUAAAGCAGCAUGGCGCGACGAGUCGUCCUCGAAUUCAGUGGCGGAGCGGAGCUGUUAUUCAACAAAACAAAGAAGCAUGAAGUGACCUUACCCAAGUCAGAAAAAGAGUGGACAAUAGGAUCAUUGUUACCAUGGAUGAGAGACACUAUGCUACAGGAGAGGCCGGAACUCUUCAUGCAAGGAAAUACAGUACGCCCAGGGAUACUGGUGUUGAUCAACGAUUCAGACUGGGAACUGAUGGGGGAACUAGAGUACCCAAUCAAAGACAAUGACAGGAUAGUGUUCAUAUCUACCCUACAUGGGGGAUGACACCUCAUCAGCUACACACAUCUUCAUCCAGAGGGAAUCAACAUUGCAGUAUCCAUAAUUCACAGAAGUUUUAUCAGUUUUGUGAACAGCAGGGGAAAUAUUUCUGACAAGGUGUUAUGGUAGGAUUGUAGAAAGUGCUGAAGUUUAUACAUGGAUGAAAACGAUGAUUUACAUCCAUAUAUGGUACCUUCUGUGCCGUUGUGCUGUAUCUCUGACUGUGUUCAACACUUAUCUAAUGACUGUUGGUAUGAAUGAAAUCAUUGUAACGACAUAGAAAACCUUUGUAUAGGUGAUUAUCCUGGUCUUUACAGUCUCAGAACAUCCAACAAUGUCAGAAAUAAAUCGUUACCAGUA
Molecule: messenger RNA, 701 nt
Organism: Pecten maximus
Lineage: Eukaryota; Metazoa; Mollusca; Bivalvia; Pectinida; Pectinidae
Product: ubiquitin-related modifier 1-like
Exons: 5
Coding region: 48-347 (99 amino acids)
Biological process (GO): protein urmylation; tRNA thio-modification
Cellular component (GO): nucleus; cytoplasm
Molecular function (GO): protein tag activity
Source: RefSeq, a predicted model, not a curated record